Messenger RNA from Solanum tuberosum (potato), 2569 nucleotides. Its product is annotated as ankyrin repeat-containing protein At5g02620-like. Gene Ontology annotation, cellular component: plasma membrane. NCBI's taxonomy places the organism in Eukaryota, Viridiplantae, Streptophyta, Magnoliopsida, Solanales, Solanaceae. Gene Ontology annotation, molecular function: protein binding. Bases 345 to 2033 code for a protein of 562 amino acids. The transcript has 3 exons. The record is from RefSeq and is a predicted model, not a curated record.
UUUUCUUGAUUUUUUGGCUUUUUUCAAGAACCCAAUAAAGUAGCAGCUACCCACUGCCUUGAUGACCAGAAAAUCCACAAUAUCUCUUGAUUUCAGCUUAUGGGUUUCGUCCACAAUCAGGUUUUGAGCAAUAUACUUUGUGAAAGCUUGAAUUUUUUAGUCUGAAUUUGAGUUCUUGAUUUUGCUUGAAGCUUCCUUUUGCUUUAAAAUUUUGUGGGUCUGUAGAAUUUCCAUGUUUUCAAGUGUUUUGAACUUAGAAAUGAGCCAAAGAUGUGAUCUUUUUGCUUAAACUUAGAGAAAAUCUUCAAGAUUUUUGUAACAAUUUGAAAGUGGAAACAAGUGUUAUGGAAAAAGAAGUUAGUUUUCAAAGUGAAAAAAUGGAAAAACAGCAAAAUGGGGUUAUGGAGAAGCAGAAAAGUUUUAGGAUAGUAAUGGAGAGGCAAGUUAGUUUUAGUAUUGAGAAGAAAAGGGAUAAGGAAUCACCAGGGAAAAGAGGGGAUGCCCCUCUUCAUCUUGCAGCUAGAGCAGGGAAUUUAGGAAAGGUGAAAGAAAUUAUUCAAAAGUUUGAUAAUAGCAAAGGGGUUAAGGAGUUGUUGUCCUUGCAAAACCAGCAAGGUGAGACUGCAUUAUAUAUUGCUGCAGAAAAUGGACAUACUUUGGUUGUUGUAGAGAUUUUGAAACAUUUGGACCUUCAAGUUGCUUCUCUUGUAGCAAAUAAUGGAUAUGAUGCAUUCCAUGUUGCAGCAAAGCAAGGUCAUCUUGAAGUACUGAAGGAACUGUUACAUUCGUUUCCAAACCUGGUUAUGGCUACAGAUUCAUCCAAUUCUACAGCGUUACAUACAGCAGCUGCCCAGGGUCAUGUUGAUGUCGUAAAUCUGCUUCUGGAGAUUGAUUCGAACCUUGCUAAGAUAGCUCGGAACAAUGGGAAAACUGUGCUCCAUACAGCAGCAAGAAUGGGACACUUGGAAAUAGUUAAGUCCCUUCUGAGCAAAGAUCCUGAGAUUGGCUUUAGAACAGAUAGUAAAGGCCAAAGUGCCUUGCACAUGGCUGUAAAAGGACAAAAUGUUGGCAUUGUGCUCGAGUUAAUAAAACCGAAUCCUUCUGUAUUGGCAUUGGAAGAUAACAAAGCAAAUAGAGCUCUUCAUAUUGCAACAAAAAAGGGACGGCCACAGAUGGUACAAUGUCUGAUAUCAAUUGAAUGCAUCGAUCUGAAUGCCAUUAAUAAGGCUGGAGAAACAGCUCUUGAUAUUGCAGAAAAGUUUGGAAUGCCAGAGGUUGUUUCCAUUCUGAAGGUGGCUGGAGCUGCCCAUUCCAAAGACCAUGGGAAGCCCCCAAAUAAUACUAAGCAACUCAAGCAGACUGUCAGUGAUAUAAGACACGAUGUGCAGUCCCAACUUCAACAGAGUCGUCAGACAGGCUUCAAAGUACGGAAAAUUGCUAAGAAGGUGAAGAAGCUCCACAUUAGUGGUCUCAACAAUGCCAUUAACAAUGCCACAGUUGUUGCUGUCCUUAUUGCUACUGUAGCUUUCGCUGCCAUCUUUACUGUGCCUGGUCAGUAUGUUGAACAGAAAAAAGAUGGUUUUUCGCUUGGUGAAGCAAAUGUAGCCGAUAAAGCAGCUUUCAUAAUCUUCUUCUUGUUUGACAGUAUGGCCUUGUUUAUUUCCAUUGCUGUUGUUGUUGUCCAGACUUCUCUGGUUGUGAUUGAACCGAGAGCAAAGAAGCUACUCGUAUUUUGGAUAAACAGGCUCAUGUGGGCAGCUUGUCUCUUCAUCUCAGUGUCCUUUAUUUCUCUUGCUUAUGUGGUGGUUGGAUCGAAAGAAAGAUGGCUUGCUAUCUUUGCAACUGUGAUUGGUAGCACCAUAAUGAUCACUACUAUUGGCUCCAUGUGCUACUGUGUGGUUCGACAUAGGCUAGAAGAGUCAAAGAUGAGGAAUAUAAGAAGGGCAGGGACUCAUUCACAUUCAUACGCUAUGUCUGUGGCAUCAGAUACAGAGCUCUAUGGUGAAAGCUACAAGAGGAUGUAUGCAGUCUAGGAACAAACAGAAAACUUUUUGCCUAUGGUAUCAAAUCUCAAGCUCCAUGGAUGUAAAGGACAAGUUAAUAUAUGCAGUUCUAAACCAUAAAGUUUGGUGAACGUCUCUUCAUAGCACGAGGUUCCAAAUGGUCUAGCAUACGAAGGUUAUGCUAGUUAGGAACUAAAGAGAAUGCUUCCACUAGUAUAUGCAAUAAUACCGCAGUCAUAUGGCAAUUCUCUGAUAUGGUGUUCUUGCAACACUAGAAUUUGCAACCUGAGGCAAGUCUUGCUUAGAAGUUCGAGAUUGAGGCUCUAACAAAUCAUUCAGUUUGGUUUCCACAACAUUUAGUAGUUCAAGAGCAAGUUAUGUGGGAGUUUCCUACUAUAUGGCUACAAAAAAUAGCAAAACAAGAGAGCAGCUUGGUAGCAAGAAGGUGUAGAUGGCUGAUAUACAAAACAAACUUCUAAAUGAAAAUGUACAAACAAAAAAGUUAUUUUUUUUUGUGAUAUAAUUCAUUGUAGUUCUUCUCUUUAUAAAAUACAGCUUUUUUGCCA